CACGACAGCUACACGCAGGGCUCCAGGAGCUAUCCCAAGUACUUGUAUUUUCUGUACUUAAAACAGAGACUGUUUUUUGUCGUCUGAGUGCUGAAACUUGAAACAACUAUUUCUCAAAUUCACCUGAUCAUUUGCAGAGCUGUUAUGAUCGGGAGGAAUGGAAGAAGAGAGAGAGUUUUUCCUGAGAAGCAACAAGGCAUUUUCAGGGUACUUGGGUCUUGAAGGAGGUGAAUUGCAGAGCUUCAGAUCAUGCCUUAAGUGGGUGUGUGUGGAUCAGUCCAAUCUGUGGAGGACCGGCCUCUCAUGGUCCAUCUUCUUUGUUCUGGCCAUUGGCGUUCCAAUCCUCUCCCACUUCCUUUUUUCUUGCUCCAGCUGUGACGACAAGCACACAAGGCCUUAUGAUGCGAUAGUGCAGUUGUCUCUUUCUUCUCUUGCCGCUCUCUCAUUCAUCAGCCUGUCUGCUCUUGUAAAGAAGUAUGGGCUCCGGAGGUCGCUUUUCCUCGAUAAGCUUUGCGAUGUGAGUGAAAAGGUUCGACUGGGGUAUACACAGCAGCUCCAUAGAUCAAUGAAGCUGCUGUCUCUUUUUGUCCUCCCCUGUUUUGCUGUGGAGAUUGCCUACAAAAUAUGGUGGUACAUCACAGGAGCCACUCAAAUACCUUAUCUUGGUAACAUCUACCUGAGUCACGCCAUUGCCUGCACAUUGGAGCUGUGUUCAUGGCUUUACAGGACCGCAAUUUUCCUCCUCGUCUGCGUUCUCUUCAGACUGAUCUGCCAUAUGCAGAUACUCAGGCUGGAAGACUUUGCCCAGGUUUUCCAGAAAGAAUCUGAUGUGGGGUCGGUCUUGAAGGAGCAUUUGAGAAUCAGAAGGAACCUCAGGAUCAUAAGUCACAGAUUCCGGGUUUUUAUUUUAUCCAGUUUGAUCCUGGUCACGGCAAGUCAGCUAGCAUCCCUGCUCAUCACCACCAGGUCCAGUGCUAAAGUGACAAUAUACAAGGCUGGAGAACUAGCAUUGUGCUCCAUCAGCCUGGUGACUGGGCUAGGCAUAUGCCUGCGCAGCGCAACAAAGAUCACACACAAAGCACAGUCAGUGACAUGCCUUGCUGCAAAGUGGCACGUCUGUGCAACCAUCGACACAUUUGAUGCAACGGAUGGUGAGACUCCCACUAUUCGUGCUGCUUCCGCCCAAGUUUUUCCUGUCAAUACUAAUUGGGGAUCAGAUGAUGAAGAAGGAGAUGGAGAUGAUGUUCUCGAUAAUACUAAAAUGAUCCCGAUUUAUGCACACACCAUCUCCUUCCACAAGAGGCAAGCUUUAGUGACAUAUCUAGAGAACAACAGAGCAGGGAUUACAGUUUUCGGGUUCAUGCUGGACAGGACAUGGCUGCACACCAUUUUUGGGGUUGAGAUGUCUCUUGUGCUCUGGUUACUCAGCAAGACAAUCGCUUGGACAUUGAAAAAGGCGUGAAACUGAGAAAGCUAAAGGCUCUUCACAAGGGAAACAGAUGGAGGGGGUGCAGGAAAGCAGUAGCUAGCUGCCUGUGAUUAUGGCACUUUGCCCUGAUCUUUUCUCAUGAGAGCCUUCCUGAGGGGACUUUCACUUUCAUGUGAAAUACAGACUUUUCUGCAUUUUAGUCUACCAACCCGAGUCCAACCGGAAGAAAAUGUUCACAAGAAAAACCAGAAAGAUCUAACUAUCAACAACUUCUUAGAUCAAUAAAUUUAAUGAAAGGGAGCUGGUCACGGAACAUAUGGAGGAGAGGACUCAAUGUCCCUGUUCUAGCUGCUAUAUAUAUAUACAUUGAUGCCCAGUAGAACUAUGGAUUUGUAGUAGAAGACUGUAACCAUUGAUCUUCAAGAAUUUAAGUGAAAUUUCAGAUUC
This is a messenger RNA of Vitis riparia (riverbank grape), 1876 nucleotides long. RefSeq lists its product as uncharacterized. NCBI's taxonomy places the organism in Eukaryota, Viridiplantae, Streptophyta, Magnoliopsida, Vitales, Vitaceae. The record is from RefSeq and is a predicted model, not a curated record. The transcript is spliced from 5 exons. Bases 158 to 1462 code for a protein of 434 amino acids.